AUGGAUUACGAGGCCGCCAACGGCGACCGCUACGAUGGUUCGUUCUUUCUCGAUACAGACCGCCCCCCAAAGCACGACGAGGCGCUGACAGACAAACGCGACACAGACGAGGCUCCUCGUUACGAGCGCGACAACCGCAGCGCCUCCCCUCGCCCUGCGCGUGAUGACGGAGACUCUGGACGUCGUCGCUCUGCUUCGCCCUCUGGCAACGGUGACCGCGACCGCGACCGUGGCGCCAAGGAUGAGACUGGCUCCCGCGGUGGCGACCGUGACGACGACGGCGCUAUCAACCCUGGCUCCAACCUCUUCGUCACUGGCAUCCACCCCCGUUUGACCGAGCAGGAGGUCACUCGCAUGUUCGAGAAGUACGGUGAUGUUGAGAAGUGCCAGAUCAUGCGCGACCCCCACACCAAGGAGUCUCGUGGAUUUGGCUUCGUCAAGAUGGUCACUUCUGACCAGGCCGACGCCGCUAAGGAGGGUCUGCAGGGAGAGCAGAUUGAGGGACGCACCUUGAGCAUCGAGAAGGCUCGUCGUGCUCGCCCUCGCACUCCCACCCCUGGCAAAUACUUCGGCCCCCCCAAGCGUGCCGUGACCGUCCUCCUCGCGAUGCUCCCGCCGGAGGUGCGGCUUACGCUGACGCCCCUGCCCGCUCCGAGGGUCGUGAGGCCUAUGGAGGUUGGAAAUCCCAACCCAGUGAAUUCGCUGUGGUCUCAACGCUAA
Molecule: messenger RNA, 720 nt
Organism: Colletotrichum lupini
Lineage: Eukaryota; Fungi; Ascomycota; Sordariomycetes; Glomerellales; Glomerellaceae
Product: transformer-SR ribonucleoprotein
Exons: 3
Coding region: 1-720 (239 amino acids)
Biological process (GO): positive regulation of mRNA splicing, via spliceosome
Cellular component (GO): spliceosomal complex
Molecular function (GO): RNA binding
Source: RefSeq, a predicted model, not a curated record